AUGAAUAAUUAUGCAAUAAUUGAAAACGGAGUGGAUACUAUAAACAACACAUCAACAAGUGGUUUAAUUCAAAUCGAAAUUCCCGAAGAAAACAAUGAGAUCACAUUAAUCGUAAAAGAUCAAACUAAAAACUUGGAGUCGCGUAGUGAAUCCAAACUGGUAAAUAUUGAUCAAGUUAUUGCAGCAAGUCAAGAUUAUGAGAAAGUCGUUAUUCUUACGCGCGACAACAAAUUUCAAGUGAACAAUUCUGAAAUUAGCUUUGAAGAAUCGAGCCCCCGUAGAACUAGUUCAACUCGACUUUUCCCUGAUGAUUUAUUAAUAAUCGAUCCCCGAACAAUUAGUACAACUCGAUUUUUCCCUGAUGAUUUAUUAUUAAUUGAAUAUGAUACUCAGGCUUGCUAUAUUGUAAAUAUUGAAAUAUUGAAAGGAAAAGGGAAUGGUAUUCUCCAAAUGAUUAAUGGUAAUGAACUCGUCGUUUUAAGGCGCAAUGAUUAUCAGAUCAUACCUUUUGAUAAUACGAUAAUCAACAUAUGUAAAAGUAACCAUCGAAUCAAUAUCAAUCAUUUCUAUCCGCCACCCAUGAACAAACUAACCAUAAAGGAAAGAAUUGACGAAAGAUUCGUUGAAGAAUACUUGCGUAAUUGUGUGAAGAAGAGUUCUUUGUUCCUUCUUAAUCGUAACAAGAAGAUCGAGCAAUAUAAUUUCAAUCAUGGUGAUCUAGGAAAUCUAUACAACAAUUCCGUCCUGAAUCAUCAUUACAAGGAAAUUCACAAACCUUUUUACGACUUCACACCGGUAUACGCUUUAUCAACGAAUGAAGAGUAUUUGGCAGUUUCUAUUGAUCGAACUAGAAUUACAAUCUAUUUGGCAACAAACGCUAUCGAAUUAGUUACGACUGAAUUGCCUGUGAAAAAAGCCAAAGCAGAAAGAAUCAUCUUUAUGGAUUUUAUUGCAAACAAUACAAAACUUUUAAUAGUUUUAGAAAGUACUGAAACUGUUAAUGAACUGUCGGAGUUGUCAAUCAGAGAAGAUAUGCAAACAAAAAUAAUUAAAAAUGAAAUUUGGAUUUGGAAUAUACCCGGUACUUUGGACACUGAAUUAAUCAAAGGAACACUGGUUUUGAAUGAGAUUGCACAUGAUUAUUCAAUGGAAUUAUUAGAGACAGAAAAUGCUGAAUAUUUCAAAUUGACAUUGACACCUACUACUGAGGUUCAGCUCAACAAUGGGAUUCUUUAUUUAAUAAGUGAAUACGAUUAUCCCAUACCUAUGAGUUUUCACAAACACUUAUUAGAGUUAGAAGAAAAACCUAACAAUAGUAAAGAAAUUUAUGAUAAAUUUCAAACAAACUGGCACGAUACACAGUGGGAAUUCUAUAAAAUCGAAGAUACAUGUCUUAAGAGCGGAUCAGUAGACGAGAUCUUACAAACGUCAAUGUCAGAAACAGAUAAACAAAAAUGGCUAGUGGUUGGAGAAAAUUCAGUACAAGUUUGGUCACAACAGGUUUACGAUGAUAGAAUAAACAAGCAAACACGGAAGGCGAAUGGCUUUACUGACCUUUCAACGGUUUGGCCAAUGUCAUAUAUAUUAUACUAUUCUUCAGAUUAUACUAUAUUACAACAUGAAGUAAUUAGAAAUGGUCAAGCAAUAGAAACAGUAAGAAUUAAUAUUCAAAGGAAAUCAGUUGAAAACGCGAAAAACAUAGAACUUGUAAUUCCUGUUCAACCUCAAGUGACAAUGGCAAUCGGAUUAUUAGAUACUUUAGUACAAAUUACAGAACAAAAGGUAAACUUAGACCGUGUAACUAGAUAUCUUAUCAAAGCGGAAGACAAAUUGAAAGUUAAGAAACAUUGGAUUGAAUGUUUACAGAAAUUAACAUCAUCAUACAUGAAAAAAGUUAGCGAGAAUUCUGAUAAUUUCCGAAUUUUGGCCACCCGUUUCAAAAUAUUGAAAUGUAUGAUCGAUGUUAAUUUGACUGAAUUCGUAAACGAAAUUCUCGAAGAAAAAGCUCAUGAGCGCCGAUUGCAUAUUCCAGACAGUUAUAAUACAAGUUCAUUGAAAAUUGCAAUAGAGAAAAAACUGGAUGUUGUUGUCGGACUAUUAUGCAACUAUUAUUGUAAAUUUGCCAAUGAACAACCAAAUUGGAUGGAAAAUUUAGUUCAUGCUUUUCCAUAUUUGAGAAGAACCUAUCCAGAAUUAAUAAAAUGCAAGAUUUUCAAUCAGAAAGAGAUCGACCUUGAUAAAUCCUGGAAAUAUUAUCGGCCAGCAGACGACAUCAAUGAAAUACGAUCGUUUUCGGUAAACUUCAAUCUUUUUGAUAAAUUUCGUCAAAAAGCAAUAGAAAGAGCAAAAGCUGCAGGCCAAAAGAACUUUCUACCUAGCAACAUAAAGUAUCGUCAAGUUAUUCUUCCAGGAAUUUUGAUAGAAGAAACAUCACAAAAAGAAAGCAUAGGUCAAGCAUUAGCCAAUUAUUGUAUUAAUUUUAUUUUGAGUUUCUUUUUAUGGGAAAAAGAAUCAUCCAACGAGAGCCCUUUCUGCAAACUUGUGGUUUUUGAUGAUACUGGAGAGAUGUAUGAUAAUCCGGAAAUUGAAGCGAUAAUCGAUUUUCAAUGGCGUAGAAAUGCGUUUGGCUUUCUACUUGUUGGAUUUUUGCUAUACACUCUUUUUGCUUCGACCUUUGUUUGGCUAUCCUAUAAACACUUGAAUUUAAUUGUGUUUAGCCAAGAUGCUGGACCAUUUUUCAAACCACUUGCUUGGAUAUUAUUUAUCGCCGGGUAUAAAGACAUUAUCGGAAAAAUCCGAAAUCUUUUUUCAAUGUUAAUAAUACAGUUAAAAAAUCCUGACCUAUUACGCACUUCGAGCGAAAAAAUUGAAUCAUUUUAUUGCCAGCGUUAUGAGGCAGGUUGCAAACAACAGGUGAUUUUCAUUGGAAUGGCCAAUUUAUUACUUUGGCUUAUAUUUUUCUUUCAAAUGCGCUUUGUGCCAAUGUUUGGAAAGUAUAUUCACAUUAUAGUCAAUGUAAUUGGAAAAAUAUCUGGAUUCUUGUUCUCACAACUUUUUAUCAUUAUCGGAUUUGCAAUCACAAUGUUUAUGCUUUUACGAUUUGCGCCCGGGAUCGGUGUUACACCUAAUAUAAUGAAAUUCAAUGGAACAAUAAUGACAUCAAAUGAUACUUUUCAAAGCAAUGUUACGCUGGCACAAACCCUGGAUUGGCAUGAUUCUAGGGAUAAUUAUUAUUUCACUUGGCAACAUUCCAUUGAAGCUGUAUACUUUUGGAUAUGCGGUCGAUGGGAUCAGGUUGAAAACUGGGAUUUUUGGCCUGUGGAUGUGGUUACCGUAUUAGCCAGUAUUUUCGUGGCAACUCUUAUGCAGAAUUUAUUAAUUGAAAUGCUCUGGAGUCGUCAAAACAAGAUAAACGUGCUCAUUUGCAAGCGCGCUCAGCUUUUGAUCGAUCAUCCGACAAUUUUUUCGAAAGCGAAGCACAUCUAUUACGCCAUCCCAGACACACAAGAUAAAAAAGGUAAAAAGAAAUAUUCGAAAUAUAAAGGCAUUGUUGAAAACCAACUUGGUGAGAUUGCGAUUAUGAACAUAAAGAAAAUUCUGGAUGAUGUAAAAGCUCAGACGAAGAACGUAGAUUUAGUAGAAAGCAGGACUUCAAAUUUGGAGCGUGAACUUUCCGAAGUCAAAGAUCAAAUCGUGGAUCUAAAUCAAAAUCUCAAAGAACUCUUAAAAGCUCUAAUGUCGGAAAAUGUUGAAACAAAAACUGGGAAAAGUUGA
Molecule: messenger RNA, 3774 nt
Organism: Ambispora gerdemannii
Lineage: Eukaryota; Fungi; Glomeromycota; Glomeromycetes; Archaeosporales; Ambisporaceae
Source: the annotation of a GenBank genome assembly